Messenger RNA from Fusarium odoratissimum NRRL 54006, 1825 nucleotides. RefSeq lists its product as uncharacterized. Gene Ontology annotation, molecular function: oxidoreductase activity. Bases 1 to 1518 code for a protein of 505 amino acids. The record is from RefSeq and is a predicted model, not a curated record. NCBI's taxonomy places the organism in Eukaryota, Fungi, Ascomycota, Sordariomycetes, Hypocreales, Nectriaceae. The transcript is spliced from 3 exons.
AUGACCUUUUGCGUGACAGAGUUGGACGUUCCCUUCAAUCACUGCAGUAAUAUCGAUUCCCAUUCAAAUCAAGCAAUGUCGAAAGAAUUUUCCGAGGAGGAUAUCGCCGUGCACGAUACACCGGAUGACCUAUGGCUGGCGAUUAAUGACAAAGUCUAUGACUUCACGGAUUUUGCGCCAGAUCACCCCGGAGGUGCCGAGAUCAUCUACCAGUAUGCUGGCAAGGAUGCGAGUGAUGAAUAUAACAGUUUCCACGCGCCUUCAUUAGUACAGAAAGCACUAGAUGCCAAAUAUCACCUCGGAUCUCUCAAAGUGUCCAAGAGCAACAAGAAGAAGAAGGAAUCGGAGUCCCGUGGGCAAGCAAAGACCAAAACAAGAGGCCCCAAUGAAAGACCUCCUCUGCGCGACAUAAUCAACUUGCACGACUUUGAGAACGUGGCAUCAACAGCAUUAGCAAAAAAGGAAUGGGCGUACAUCAGCGGUGGAGCAAACGAUAAUCUCACCCGUGACGCGAACGCCUCGAUCCUCGGAAGGAUCUGGCUACGACCGGCAGUCAUGAGAGACGUCCGGACAGUCAACACCACAACUGAGCUAUUUGGGUGCAAUCUCCAGUUGCCGGUAUAUAUCUCACCGACUGGUGCGGCCCUGACGGGUGGUGAACAAGGAGAGCUCGCAUUAGCCAAAGGAGCAGCAAAGACGGGCAUCAUUCAGACACUGGCGACACCCUCAUCUUUCCCGCAUGAAGAUGUUCUUGACGUCACGCCGGAACGCGCCUUUUUCCAGUUAUACGUGAACAAGAACCGAAAACUGUCAGAAGACCUGCUGAAAAAGGUCACAAAAACCGGCAAGAUCAAGGCAGUCUUUGUCACAGCAGAUUUACCCGUCGUGUCCAAGCGAGAAGCUGAUGAGAGGGUUAAAAGCGAGAACGCCGGACCAGGGGAAGAUUGGAAAGGAUCGGGACUGGCACGUCAGACGGGCUCGUUCAUCGAUCCAUCUCUGAACUGGGAUGAUAUCACUUGGCUCCGUGCUCAGGUCGACGUCCCAAUUGUUAUCAAGGGAAUUCAGAGAUGGGAAGAUGCUAAACUGGCUAUGCAACACGAUGUACAAGGUAUUGUCCUCAGCAAUCACGGAGGUCGCGCAGCAGACACAGCCCCUCCAGCAAUUUUGCUACUCUUGGAGCUUCAUAAGAACUGCCCCGAAGUGUUCAACAAGCUCGUCGUGUUAGUUGAUGGCGGAUUUAGAAGAGGUUCCGAUGUACUCAAAGCGAUCUGCCUUGGAGCAUCAGCUGUUGGGCUUGGAAGACCAUUUGCUUACUCAGUAGGCUACGGCGAAGACGGCGUCGAGCACGCCUUCAAUAUUUUACGAGACGAGUUGGAAACCGCGAUGCGUCUUUGCGGCUUGACGGACUUGGCAGAUGCCAGCCCUGACUAUGUAAACACUUCCGAUGUAGAUCAUCUUGUCCGCGUUGGAGGACAUCCUUACGCCCGAAAAGUGCGGAGACCAGGUUCCAAGCUUUGAUGAGGUCACGACAGAAUAGAGCUUGGGAAUAGCCGUGCGGGUAUCGACAUUCCGAGAAAUGCGCAUGGUUUUUCGGCAACUUCACGAUCGAUUAUCCUUCCGACCCGGCAUAAAUGGCGUGGCUAAGUUGACGAGGUUGCAAUAUCGGUACAGAAGAGGGUUGGGUGCUGAGAAGAAUGAGGGGAAUGAGUUAUAUUAGAUCUGGGGUUCAAUAUCUGUGCUUAGUUUGCAUUUUGCCACCGGGUAAAAUACGUAAAAUGAAGGAGGCCUGUCAAGUUCAAUGCCGAAUUAAUUGACAAUUUACUUG